Molecule: messenger RNA, 452 nt
Organism: Penicillium crustosum
Lineage: Eukaryota; Fungi; Ascomycota; Eurotiomycetes; Eurotiales; Aspergillaceae
Exons: 3
Coding region: 24-206 (60 amino acids)
Source: RefSeq, a predicted model, not a curated record
UCGUCUCUCAUAUCACAUACAAAAUGGCCCCUAACCAGCGCAUCGUUCCCUCCGGCUCUCGCCCCCAGAAGGGCUUCGUCAGCACCCUCUACGACGAGGCCACCAACCCCGAGAACAAGACCAUUGUCCGCAGCAUCGUCAUCUUCGGUGCCGGCAUCGCGUUCCUCCACUCCAGCUUCGGAGAAUUCCUCCUUCCUCCUAUGUAAAAUCAUAACGCCUUUUAUACCUCCGGUGAUACGACUCGGACUCCCUCUUUUGAAACUGUGGAAGCAUAUCGGCGUCGGUCAAAGGAAAACAUGAUGCGUGGGCAUCUUUCGCUCGGUAGUUUUUCGAUUGGAUAAUGUGUACAAUAUUUUAUUGGCACGGCAUGUACUAUCCGACAUGCUGUGUCUUGUUUUGAGAUUCAUGAAUAUCAGGAAUUUUGCCAUUUGCCGGAUGUCCGGCUGUGGUAC